GGCCCCCAGUCCAACCCCCGGCCCGAGCUGGGGGGUUACGGGGGCGGUGCCGCCUCCUCUUCCUCGCCCAAAGAGGCCGAAGGGCGGCAGGACCAGAAGUACGACCCCUUCGACCCCACCGGCUCCAACCCCAGCUCGUCCCGCUCCAGCCCCAGCCCCGGCGAGGAGGAGGAUGAGGAGGAGGAGGAAGAGGACGAGGAGGACGAAGAGGAAGAGGAGGAUGAGGAGGAAGAGGAGGAGGAGGAGGAUGAGGCGUCGGCGCUGCCGGACGUGUCGCAGAGCAUCAGCCGCAUCUCGGAGACCUUGGCCGGCAUCUACGACGACAACUCGCUGAGCCAGGACUGCGAGAAGGACCCCGAGCCCCCCAAAACUCCCCCCAACCCCCCCGGCGCCGACUCCACCCUCCCCGAGGACGAGGAGGACGAGGAAGAGGACGAGGAGGAGGAAGAGGAGGACGAAGAGGAGGAGCGGGACGAGGGAUCGGCGGCGGAGCCGCGGCGCCGCGUCUUCGUG
Messenger RNA from Neopelma chrysocephalum (saffron-crested tyrant-manakin), 513 nucleotides. RefSeq names its product splicing factor, arginine/serine-rich 19-like. The annotation marks the transcript as partial. The record is from RefSeq and is a predicted model, not a curated record. NCBI's taxonomy places the organism in Eukaryota, Metazoa, Chordata, Aves, Passeriformes, Pipridae. Gene Ontology annotation, molecular function: RNA polymerase II C-terminal domain binding. The transcript has a single exon.